Molecule: messenger RNA, 642 nt
Organism: Oncorhynchus keta (chum salmon)
Lineage: Eukaryota; Metazoa; Chordata; Actinopteri; Salmoniformes; Salmonidae
Product: intermembrane lipid transfer protein VPS13C-like
Exons: 5
Coding region: 97-642 (181 amino acids)
Source: RefSeq, a predicted model, not a curated record
UGUAGUCUAUAUGUAAUCUCUAUGUAGUCUAUAUGUAGUCUAUAUUACUCUAUAUAUUUAUCUUCCUCCUCAGACUCAGAUGGAGAGUCAUAUUAUAUGUCUGUGGAUGAGGAGCACCAACCCUCCGUCAUAGAGGAACUGACUGACGUACACUUCAAGUUUGAAGUCAAAGCGGUGCUGUUGGAGUUGACGCGUCAGGCUGACCAGGAGAACACGCUGUUAGCCCUCAGUGUGUCUCAGCUGGGAGCAGAGGGCAAGAUGAGAACCUAUGACCUCACCAUCACCUCCUACCUCCGUAAAGUAGGCCUGGACUACUGUGAGAUACGAGACUCCAACAACCAGCCUCUGCACCUGAUCAGCUCCUCAGACAAACACGGCUCAGACCUGCUCAAAGUGGAGUACACCAAAGCUGAUAUCAACGGGCCUAAUUUCCAGACAACGUUUGACAACACUGAGCAAAACCUGAAGGUGGAGUUGUCGUCUCUAGACUUUCUCCUCCACACCAAAGCGCUCCUCUCCACCAUCAACUAUCUGAACACAGCCGUACCCCAGGAGCUGACAGCCUCCAAGGACAGAGAGGCCAAGAAACAGGUGGAGAAGGCUGGACAGGGGAAGACAGGUAUACAUUAUGCUAUACUAUAA